This is a messenger RNA of Mercenaria mercenaria, 8378 nucleotides long. RefSeq names its product two pore potassium channel protein sup-9-like. Gene Ontology annotation, molecular function: potassium ion leak channel activity. Gene Ontology annotation, biological process: stabilization of membrane potential; potassium ion transmembrane transport. The coding region runs from base 2154 to 3260 and encodes 368 amino acids. NCBI's taxonomy places the organism in Eukaryota, Metazoa, Mollusca, Bivalvia, Venerida, Veneridae. The transcript is spliced from 3 exons. The record is from RefSeq and is a predicted model, not a curated record. Gene Ontology annotation, cellular component: membrane.
UGGAUCCAUGCUGGUCGCACACCCACUAUGUUGGUUUUCUCAUGGCACGGCUCAUUUAAUGACUGCAAGUUCUGAAACACCAAAACUUUUAUUCUGUAAAUUUCAAACUAUCGUAAUGCCCUAUUACGUUACAAAAUAAUACCGACACCGCUUAAAACAUAGUUAGUAAUACAGAAUAACUUACGUAACGAAGAACAAAUUCGUAUUACGAUAGGAAAAGCACGUGCUCGUCAUUUCAGUUUACCAUCUAAUCCGGAGAUAAUUAUUACUGGAUGUUUCUAUGUUAAAUAAGUAAAAUAAAAAACGAUACAAAUAACACAAUUCUCAUUAAGUGGAAAACGUUUCGUAAGGGUUGUCGUAUUUUCAGUAGAAUGUUAUAUGCUUCAUUUAAUGCAGAUUCUAUCCUUACAUCUUUUGUAAAGCUCUCUAUCAUUUAUAAGACUAAACAUGAAAUAUUCAAAGAAAUCAUUAAAGAAAAAGUAAUAGAAACAGACACAACAGAAACAUAUGGCAGGGUCAGGAGAAAGAGAAAAAGGGGUCGUAUACAUUUUUUAAUGCAUACAUUACAAUGCCCGUUUGUGUUGAUUUUUUUUUUAACUUCCAGCGGAAGAAACGUUUGUAUGCAUACCCAUUAUUCCCUCCUUUGUCAUUUUCAAAGGACUCGGUCCUAGGCGCGGUAAAUACCGAAAUUGUUCGUCGGAUAUCCAUAGUUUAUUUUCAUUUUUUUCUGCUUUGCAAUUACUAUCCCAUUCUCUGUCUUUCUAUAAAUUAUUUGCUGCAGUAGAACAUACGAGACGAUGUUCACUUCUUGCUUCCUUUGCGUCCGUAUUGGAUUUCCGCGUUCUCUGGUCGUAGAAACGCUUGCUGAAUGGCAUUAGACGCUUGGUUGUUCAUAUGUCAAAACGAAUAUCUUGUUAGCUACAUGUUUCCAUCGUCUUUCUUUCUCGCGGAGGAAAAUGCCUAGUAAUAAAUCAAAAAAGGUUCUUCGAUAAAACACUGUCUAAUUGAUUGGUUUUAAGUUUGUAAUUUUCUUUUCUUUUGAGACAAAAUAUGUCAUGUGAAAUAAAUGAAUAUCAAGAAUGUGAAUCGAUUUUUUAGUGUCUUAAACAAGAAAGGAUUUUUAUAAAUAAUAGGAUUUACCGAGUCAUACGACAGCACGUGUGUCAAUAUUGGAAGUUGAUAUCGGAAGCUGAUGAUACUACUGCAACCGGUGAGCUUAUAGAAAAUACAAUAUCGUGAAAGUUGCAAUGUGUCAUCUGCGAUGUCGCACAGUAGCGGUCGCUUAUCGUUGAAUAUCUAAGUGAUGCUGAUCAAUACGGGAAAACCUCGCUCGUGGGAAUCUAGCCGGUGAAGGUUUGCUUUGUUUAUAUUGUGUGGAAAAUUAAUAGUGCGGAUAAAACGUGGAAUAUUACACCCAGAUGUGUUGGAGAAAUUAUUUGGAAUAAGAUACACUUAACAAGAAGAUGAAAGUUAACACGUGCACCUGAAGAAUGAACAUUACACGUGCAAGAAAAACACAGAGACGGGGUGACCAUUGACAAUCAGGACAGAUUAAAAAAUUCAUCUUUAAUCAAAGAUUUGCUCAUUAUCAGACUUGUCUGUAAUUCAAAACAGUUGUGCUAUAGCCGGUACCUUCGUGUGAGACAAUCUUCGUAUAUAAAAAGAGGUUUCAAAGCUAUAACCACAAGACAAGACACAUGAGUCAAGGAGAUGUAUUUCAAAAUGAAAAUUACGAAAGCAGAGGAGAAUGCAAAUGGAUAUCGCAGAAAUAACCAUGCGUAAGCACUGCAUUUGUGAUACUGGCUGGGUUGUCAUUCCAUUAAAAUUGGCGAGAGUUCGGAUGAAAAUUUGAAAGGCAUUUUAUGGUGAAGAUUUAGUGAAAAGAAGACAUUUGCAUAUUCCAGAAUGGAUUUACAUGUUUAGAUAGAAUAAAAAUGUGAAUAAUGUUAUUCGGGAAAUAUGUAAUUGUGUGGAAUUAGCCGCCACAGCGUUAGUGUAGAUCAGAGAAAUAGUGUAGAAUUUAAUGUUUUAAAAUUUUAAACUUAAAGGAUUAACCAGCAUGCCAAAAAGAUCAGAUUGCUUAUAAUUAAUGGCAACAAAGACGAGGACCAUCGCGCGCAGGGCUAGAACAUGCGCAUGCGCGAGACUGUUGUAUGAAAAUCACGUGGUUUAGAAUGAAGAAACAAAACGUUCGAACAUUAUCUCUAAUCGUUUGUACCUUCACCUAUUUACUAGUCGGAGCUGCAGUUUUUGAUGCUUUAGAAUCAGACUUUGAAAAAGAGCAUAGUCGUGAGUUACGGCAUCAGGAGCAAAAUAUAAGAUCACGCUAUAAUAUUUCAGACGCAGAUUUUAAAAUAUUGAGAAAGAAUAUCAUAAGAUCCGUGCCAUAUAAGGCGGGAACACAGUGGAAAUUUGCCGGAGCCUUCUACUUUGCCCUUACCGUGAUUACUACUAUAGGAUACGGACACAGUACUCCACAGACGAACGGAGGAAAAAUCUUUUGUAUGGCCUACGCUCUAAUCGGUAUACCACUGUGUAUCGUCAUGUUUCAAAGCGUUGGUGAACGUCUCAAUACAUUUGUGACGUUUCUGAUGAAGCAAGGUAAAAAGUGCUUAAGAAUGAAGAAAACAGAAGUUAGCCAAACCAAUCUUAUCUUAGUGACUAUGAAUCUAAGUGGUAUUGUAUUGACCGCGGGUGCUGCAGCUUUCGUCCAUUUUGAAGGUUGGACUUAUAUAGAUUCAUUGUAUUAUUGCUUUAUAACGCUCACUACGAUAGGUUUCGGUGAUCUUGUAGCAUUACAGAAACAAAAUGCUCUUCAACUGAAACCUCAUUACGUUGCUUUUAGUUUAAUAUUUAUUCUGUUUGGCCUAACAGUGAUAUCUGCUGCAAUGAAUCUGCUUGUGUUACGGUUUUUAACGAUGAAUACCGAGGAUGAACGAAGAGAUGAGCUUGAAGCUGCUGCAGCAGCACAGACAGCUGUAAGACUUGACGGUGACGUUAUAACCGGAAAUGGCACUGUAGUAUCUCAGGCGCAAGAAAAUCCCGAAUAUAACGACCAUGUUUCCGUGUGCUCUUGUUCUUGUUAUAAUAUUCGCUCAAAAGACAAACAUAGGUACAAAAUCACACGAUCACCAACGAGAAUUAGCCAUCUUCUUCCGAUGAACAGCAUAUCGCAUGGAAAAGAGGACAUUUAUUCCUUUAUAGAUGAAAAUAGUUCUUCAAAUUAUCAUUUCUUAAAUAAGAAAAGGGCCUCAGUAUAGAAAGGUCUUACAUAUUGUAUAUAUUUGAAGAAUGCCAUGAUAACAAAUAUCAGGGGGAAUGGUUAAAUUAAAUAUAAGGUUAUUGAUUUUACUUGGGAAAACGUAGUAUUGACAAAAACGCUCAAAUUUCAUUCAAAUUAUAGUGUAUUCGCAUUAUAUGAAGAUGAGGUUUCAAAUGAUGAAGGAUAUAGUGUUACGACAAAUAAAGUAAGAUGUAUGACUGACAGUUCGGUUCGGUUUUUGCAUUCAACAUUAACGUGUAUCAAAGGGUUUCCAAGACAAAUUUGAAUAACAUACUAAUGUAACAAGCAUAACCGGGAAUUGUGUUAUUCAGUUUACUGUUGUUUUCCACGGAGCAAAGGAUAUUUCCCAGCCAUGGAGUGAGAUGCAUGUAAAUCGAUCGUUCUUGAUGUAAACAAUACAUUGCUGAUAUUUGCACAUGUAGACAUAAUCUUUAACCUAAAAUUGUAUAAAAAGUAGGAAUGAUGAUUACAGAAAGGUUUGGAAUCAUAAAUAGAAAAGGGGAAACGAAAUUAUACGAAAUUUUAACAAAUUCGUUUCUUUAAAGUGGCUCAUUCACAGGUUCGCUGAAAAACAUGAACAUCUUAGUUGAAAAAGUUUGCUAUACAAUUCUUAAACGCUGACAUUGAAAUAAACAAAAGACACCAAUACGAAAUCUCACAAAAAAAACACUAUCUAAAAUGCUGAUUUUGAUAACUUCAAACUUUCAUUUAAAAUUUAUUUCCAAAAUCAUAUGAUUUUAUUCUUGGAGUUGCAUGUUGCAACAUUACUUUCUGACAGGUUAAAUGUUAGACACUUUAAUAAGUGAACCAGUCGCUAAGGCAAUCUACUGCUUAUAUCAAAAAUGUAAUCAAAAUGAAGUUGAAAAUUGUUACUGACAGUCGAGGAUAUAAACGCUUGUCAUUCACAAUAAAUGUAAAUAUAGUUUUUCUUAAAGGUUAAUGGAAUUCUAUAUUAUGCCGCAUGUAUAAAGAGUGUCCUGUACUUUCUAAGAAAGACAUCUGUACAAUGAAACGCAAAAGUAAGCAGUUUAGGAUGUACAUGAUAUUUUAUUCCUUAGCACAUCACAAAACACAGUGUCCGAUUGUGGGGUUUCUAACGAUUGUUUUGCAUUCUGUGUGUAUGGACGCGUUGUUUGUUCCGGAUACCUGGAAGUUAUAAUAACCGGGAUUCCUGUGUGAUACUUUGUCCAAUCCAUUCCGUUCCAAUAUUCCAGGCAUUUGUUAUGUACGCAUGCGCAAAUUUAUUGAUCAUUGACAUUGACGUUUUAUGUAUCAACGCAAUAUUGAUCACUUUUUAUUUGUGAUUGUGUAAGUUUUGAUAUUUUAUUUUUACCUAUACAUUACUGUUUUGAAACAUUACUUUCAAAGACUCAUUUGUUUUGUAGCUGGUAACACUGUUAUUUAGAAAUUUCAUCAGCGUGUUUAUCCUUCAAAGAUACGUUUUCAUACGAAUGGUCGUCUUUAUUAUGUCUCCCACCACACAGUGGUGUGGAAGACAUAUUGAUUUACUCAAGUCUGUCUGUGUGUCCGUGUGUCUGUCUGUCACAAAGCUUGUCCGCACUCUAAGUCGAACAUUUCUCAUCCGAUUUUCACCAGACUUGAACAAAAUGUGUUUGACCAUAAGAUCUCGGCCAAGUUUGAUAACUAGCCAGAUCGGUCCAGGCGUCUUGGAGUUAUGGUCCUUGAAUUACCAAAAAUCGGUCUUUUUACUCUUGUCCGCACUCUAAUUCGAAAUUUUCUCAUCCAAUCUUCACCAAACUUAAACAAAAUGUGUUUGACCAUGAGACCUCGGCCAAGUUCGAUAACUAGCGAAAUCAGUCCAGGCAUUUUGGAGUUACGGCCCUUUAAUUAUCGAAAAAUUGGCCUUUUUACUCAUGUCCGCACUCUUAAUCAAACAUUUCUCAUCCGAUCUUCAUCAAACUUGAACAAAAUAUGUUUGACCAUGAGACCUCGGCCAAGUUGGAUAACUAGCCAAAUCGGUUUAGGCAUUUUGGAGUUACGGCCCUUGAAUUAUCGAAAACUUGGCCUUUUUACUCAUGUCCGCACUCUUAAUCAAACAUUUCUCAUCCGAUCUUUACCAAACUUUAACAAAAUGUGUUUGACCAUGAGACCUCGGCCAAGUUCGAUAACUAGCCAAAUCGGUUUAGGCAUUUUGGAGUUACGGCCCUUGAAUUAUCGAAAAAUCGGCCUUUUUACUCUUGUCCUCACUCUAAGUCGAACAUUUCUCAUCCGAUCUUCACCAAACUUGAACAAAAUAUGUUUGACCAUCAGACCUCGCCCAAGUUCGAUAACUAGCCAAAUCGGUCCAGGCAUUUUUGAGUUACGGCCCUUGAAUUACCGAAAAAAUCCGUCUGUUUACUCUUGUCCGCUCUCUAAGUCGAACAUUUCUCAUCCGAUCUUCACCAAACUUGAACAAAAUGUGUUUGGCCAUAAGACCUUACCCAAGUUCGAUAACUAGCCAAAUCCGCCCAGGCAUUUUUGAUUUAUGGCCCUUGAAUUACUGAUUGGAUCCACUCAUCCAGACCAUCUAAUUGGAUCCACUCGUCUAAAACAUCUAGAGAAACUAACAUUUUUCAUAGGGGCAGUUGUAAGAGACAUGCGCUUUUCUCAGAAGCAUCUCUAGUUUAUGACUUAUUUCCGUAAUACAUGAUUGGACGAAAACUAGACACGACGUAUGUUUUUUCCUAUGACCUUCAUAGAUGCUUCCAAAUUAGAGUAGCAGUGUUUCUAUGUGAUAUAUUUUCAAAUAGAGCAAUAUAGCAAAUCAGACAAAAACUUGUAGUAGCGCAAUAAAUAGAGUUAUAACUUGCCAUUUUAUUCGUUAUACAUUUUCCAAGAAUUACAUUAUACACAUAUUACUGUGCUUAAAAUCAUUAACCGAGACCGAUUUUUGUUUAUAUUGAAUGGAUAAACACUGAGCGAAUUUUCUAAUUGGUCAUCUGUACAUAUUUCAGUUUUAACAUAUAUGCCUCUAAUGUUAUUCACUUAAUAUAAGGUUAACAAAAUCACUGGUUUUUAGCAUUAUGUAGAUCUAUAUAUUUACAUUCAGCAGGAUCGUCAUAUAUAGACAAAUGUACCGGCGUAUAAUUUUUUGAAUAAGGUGAUGCAAAAACUAAAAGUCACUAAAAACGUAAAUAUUAGUUUUAAUUCAGGUUAGUUUGUUUGAGUAUCAGUGUUUUUGUUUUAAUGGUUUUGUAGUGACCGUUCUUUGAAUAGAUUUCCUUAGAUUACAUGUCGAUUUAGAUUUCACUAUUAUUGAUAUCAUAUUUUUAAAUUUAUUUUAUGUUUUAAUUCAAACAUGACUCAUAUAAAAGAGACUAAGAGAAGGUACAGAUACAGCAAUACAGCUGGUAUCUUUAUUGAUUUUCUGUAUUCAUAGCUGAUUUUAAAUUAUAAUAUACAACGCAAAGCAUUACUAUUUAGAAUUUAUUGACACAAUGAAAUUAUACAGUGAGAUAAUAUGUUUGUUUUUGUAUAAAAAUUAAAAGUACAGCUGUAACAAAAAUAAACAGUUAGAAAAUGUGUCAAGUGUAAAUGAAGUACUUAUGGCUGACAAAAUAUUUAUAUAUAACAUAUUCUUUAUAUUAAACUAUAAUGUGUAAGGAGCAAUUAUACUCUCUUUUGAUGUUCAAUGCUACAACCACAUUGUUUAAAUUUGUCCAGGACAACACCUCACGUUACAUCAAUAAUUUUUUCCUAGGACGUGGGCUCGAGAAUCGAAGAUCAUCAUUGUCAAUUUAAAUAUAGUGAAGUAUCGCAAACAAUAGAUCCUAAAUAAUGGUUUCAUUUUGAAAAUACUGUAUUUAGUUUUACAUAAGACAUGUUGUUUUGUGUAUCAGUUACUAUACAUGAGUAGCAAAUCGACUUGCAUAAAUUUCAUUUUUGUACAGAUUCAUUAUGUGGUUUAAUCGACAAUAAAUUUUACACAACGUAAGAAUUAUUAUUGUAAUAUUUGGUCACAAUGAAAUUAAUCUACAAAUUUUAGCAAUACAGAAAUAUAAACCCGAUUUGUGUGUCUGUUUGCAUUGCACCUGUACGCAAUAACUACCGACAACCAUGUAUUUAUCAUUUGUCAUAGCGUGCCAUUGAUUGGAACUUGGUUUUGUUUUCUUACUUGUUAUUCUCAUAAAAUUAUAUUUAAAAGAAUGAGGAAUCCAGAAUUCAUUGUUUCCUUUCUUACAUUUACAAUUUCAAUUUUCUUCUAUUUCUUAUAAUUAAAUCCAUUACUUCGUACAUUGCUUUAAAAGAAAGUGUGGACUGAAAUUCGGUUAAGUAUUGUUUUAUCGGUUUUAACGAAUGUCGAAUUAAAAUUUCUGUAAUGUCUUACAUUUACAGUUUCGUUUAUAUUUUAUUUCUUCUAUUAUAUAAAUAGUUGAAGUUAAGAUAUAAACUUAUUCCUCAGUAAUUAGUUGAAAAUGAUAGGUUAUCUCUUUCGGUAUGCACAAUGUCAUAAUUUGGAAUGUUUCCGCAUGGUCCAAUUCUAGAUGUUUUAAUCUGUAUUAUUCAUCUUUCAUCUCUUGGCAAGUAGUACCGUUUGCACCCAAGUACGUUAAGUAAACGUAAAAGCUGUCGAAUCUAAGCGAAAUACUAAAUGAGUUCAAAGGUACAUAACUGCAUUAUUACAGCGUUGAAACUACAGUAUAAUUAAAGAUACCAAUUGUUUUAUACAUAUUUGGCAACUUAGUGCAACAGGUCUGUCGUUACAGCAUCUACUUGUUUGUUCAGUUUUCGACAUCGCAAAUCAGGCCCCUUUUACACCAUGUUCAUGGUAUCACAAAGUAUUGUUUUCCCCUAGAUUCUGACCAUUAAUUUGACACAAUGAUACGUAUAUAUUUUGGUUUCGUCUAAUUUACCAUUUAGGAAUUACAUUGUAUUAUAGAGCUUUAGAAUAUCUAAUGAAAAAUAAAAAUGUUCAAAUGCAUGUGAUAUGUAUUAUUGCCACUCCAAUAAUAUUGUUAACCUGCCUAAAUUUAUUUUAUGUUGAUAUUGUAUAUAUUUAUUUAAUCUUACACAUGCAUUGACAUUUACCUUCAAUUAUCGUAUAAGAAUUCUAUGAAUUUGAUCAAAACAAAUAUUAAUAAAACAUGUCAAUAAA